Messenger RNA from Gallus gallus (chicken), 1392 nucleotides. Its product is annotated as coiled-coil domain-containing protein 81-like. The coding region runs from base 333 to 1358 and encodes 341 amino acids. The transcript has 10 exons. NCBI's taxonomy places the organism in Eukaryota, Metazoa, Chordata, Aves, Galliformes, Phasianidae. Gene Ontology annotation, cellular component: centrosome. The record is from RefSeq and is a predicted model, not a curated record.
GUUGGUCUUGAGCGUUUCUCACAGAAAGCAGCCACGUGCAGCCGACUGCACGGCCUGCUGUGUUAAUGGCUGGGAUGCACAGGGCUGCAGCGCUGGCGUUCUGCUGGAUCUGCUCUUCCUUCCCACAGUGACAGCGGAACGCGGCAGAAAGCGCAGCGAGGCGGCAGAGCAGCAAGGAGCUGACGUACAGAGCGCGGGCUGUGGGGAGAAAAGCAAGAGGAGAAAGAGGGCACCGGGUGUUGGUGUUCCCCCGGACUGCCACGUGGAUCGGUUCAUUCAGUGGCAUCAAGGCUGGACCUGCUUGCAGCGGCUUUGGACACCUCGCCCACGGGAUGGAUGCAUUGCUGUACAACUCCCCAGUGGCCGGGAGAGCUUCUCCAGAUGCUCAUUGCCAACGGGGCUCCCCCGUGAGUGCGGAUCUGGGUGAUGAGAUUGUGGCGAUCUGGGAUGCUGUGUCUGAUUACAUCCUGGAACAGAUGAAGCUGGACAAGGGAGUCCUGGUCCCGGGACUCGGGCUCUUUGCUGCGGUCCGAGAGCAAUUCCACAGCAAAGAAGUGGCGGUGUCGGUCCGAAGACCUGUCUUCCAGCUGGACAUCGGGGUGCUGUGGCUGCAGGACCUCCAGUCGCCCACCGACAUCAUCCCCGACGAUGUCAAGAUUGAGCGGCUGAACUACCGGCAGCUCUCGCGAGCCACCGGCAUCUCGCUGCACGUGGUGCAGCGCUGCGUGCGAGAGACCGUCCUCUUGUACUGUCACCUCCUGAGGAACAAGGCGCACGUCUCAUUCGCCUUCAAGAACAUCGGCGUUAUGACGUACGAGGACGACUUCCUCUGCAUGAGGUUCUUGUCCAGCUGCAUUACAACGCUGGAGAGCAAUGCCAGCCUGACUGCACUGCUCCACACUAGAAUUUGGCCGGCCCGUUCUGCUGACUUCGGGUCAGAGACUACCGCUCAUGGAAUCCAGGUGUUGCCGAGGUUUCAGCUCGCUGUGAAAAAGAGCAGAGCAGAGGCCGCCGCAGAAAGGAACGCUGCAGUGGCGCGGAAGAUGAGUAGAGGGGGCACUGCCGGCAGGCUGCUACAGAAGCGGAAGACACUUCCCCCUCCAUGCUGCUGCAAUACCAGGCAGGCUCAAGGCAGCAAGAUGUGGCAAAGAAGCCUUCUGCCAGCGUGCUCCCGCCGUGUGCAGGCAGCUCCCACGGGAGAAAGCAAGCAGGACAGAAGGAACCAUCUACUCCUGCCCAGACCAGCACUGCACUCCCUGCGACAGAGGACUCUAAGAGAGUGCUGCAGGAGCUCCGGGAAGUGUCUGCCCUGUGGAAUGAAGCAGACCGCACGUGGCCCGUGUACCAGCAGCAGGUAGAGCAAACGCGGGCAGAAAGAGCGGCAUGGGAAGG